UGAAUUAAAAUCAUAAGAUAUAGAUUGAUUCAUCUAUAAGUUGGUAAUCGAGUGGCUCUCUAGCCACAUGUCAACACAUAUCAUGAGCUCUAAACGAGCCAGCUCACGAGUUUAGCUCAACAAGCCACCGAGUCGAUCUAGCUCGCGAGCUGAACAAAGCUGAGCUCGUGUUCGGCUCAUUUAUUAACGAGUCGAGUUUCAAACGAGCUUUUUUCGAGUCGAACACCGAGCCGCUAGCGAGCAGCUCGACUCAUUUGCAGCCCUUAGUGACUGAGCAGCACUAACCACAUCCAUCCACCCUGUCGUUAGGCCACACCACAACAUUGAGUCACUUCCAAUGCCACAAACCUUCCCACUCUGCUUCCCCUCCUCCCUCCCCUGGACCAAUUCAUAAAAAGAACAAGUACUAGUCUUUCUUUUUCCAUUUUCGUGCCGGCACAAGGAAGGAGACCAACGCCUUGUAUAAAUAUUAUACACCUUCACUCCAACACAACUCCCUCCAAAGUCCAAACCCUUCCUUCCACCAUUUUCUAAACCUCAACAGAAACACCCUGCUUCUAUUCUAACCUCCCUCCCAUAAUGGAAACCAAAUCCCGGGGGUCAGACAUCCAUCUACCCCCGGGCUUUCGAUUCUACCCAACCGAUGAAGAACUCAUAGUUCAGUACUUGAACAACAGAAUUCGAUCAGCUCCUCUACCAGCUUCCAUUGUUGCCGAGAUCGACCUCUACAAGUACGACCCGUGGGACCUACCAAGCAAGGCGCUCUUUGGAGAGGACGAAUGGUACUUCUUCACACCCAGGGACAGGAAGUACCCAAACGGAGCCCGCCCCAACAGGGCAGCAGCUUCAGGCUAUUGGAAGGCAACCGGGACAGACAAGCCCAUUCUUACCUCAACUGCAAUGUCAAGCGUCGGUGUCAAGAAGGCUCUUGUCUUCUACAAAGGCCGCCCUCCUAAGGGAAUUAAGACUGACUGGAUCAUGUAUGAAUAUAGGCUGCCUGAUACUGUGGUCUCCACUGCCAGGCAAAAAGGGUCCAUGAGGUUAGACGACUGGGUCCUAUGCCGGGUUAGGCAAAAGUGUAGUAGCCCUAGGAGCCUUUGGGAAGAUCCAAGUGCUCCUCUUCAAGAACUAGCAGGGACUUUCCCAAAACAAAAUGAGCUGCUGCAAAUGAGUGCAAAUCUAUGCAAGACAAUGAAUAGCACAACUCCUAGCAUCGAAAUUGUCAACAAUAAUCAUGGGGGCAAGCCAGGGAAUACAAACAACCUUAAUAAUGAUGACAUUGUGAAAAACUACUUCACGAACCCUAAUGACGAGGCAGUGAAGCAUUACCUCUACAAGGAGUGCCCAAUGCUGCCUUACAUAUUUGCAUCUCAAGAUUUUUCCUCCUGCACCACUGAACAACCAGCAUCCAGCAUAAACUUUCAAGGCAGUGAGAAGUCAAGCAUUUCAGGUUAUGAUGAAGAUUCUUCGGAUGAUAAGAACCUGCAAUUCUCAUCAGUUACUUCGCUAGAUAACUUCUUUAACCCACUGAAGCGCAAAGAUGUUGGAAGAGAACAUCAGCAGCAGGAUUCUAGUUUUUACCUAGGCAAGAAGCCUAAAAAUGGAGAUUUCGACGAAGAUACGAUGAUAUCUAUAUGUGAGGAUACCUUCGAUAUCAACUUUUGUGGAGACGAUCAGUUUUAGAACACUAAUGAUGGUGCUCUACAGCAAACCCAUUAGGCAGAAUAUGAAUAGCUUCGUAACGUUAAGCUUCAGAGCAACCAACUAGACACCAGAGAAGGACCCACCAUGAUAAAAGGUACAUAAUUUGUAGUAAUCGGGUUUCAUCGAGUACAAAAGGAAAACUCUUUUAUGUUGAGAGUUGUUCCAGAAGAUCAUUAGCAACUACUACGCAGAAAAGUCAGGUCCUUGAAUUUCUACAAAUUUUGUAAUAGUAGAAUUUUCUGGGAUGAGCAACCAUAUCUCUAAUACUUUUACAGCCACACAGAUAUGGUAAAUAUCCAAAAGGCAAAUAAAAUAUGCGGUUGAUCUUAUCAGGCAAAUAAUAUACAGCGCAUUUCCUAGGAUCAAUUUGAACAGCAAUCCUUACAGACCUCAUCAGUCAGAAGGAAUGAAUUCAUCACAACGUCAACAUGAGUGGCCUCAGCUGGAGAAGGGUCUAAAUAUAACCGAGACAUAUGAAGAAUCACUAGAAUCUUUUCAAAAGAAAAUGUUAUAUACCUU
Messenger RNA from Linum trigynum, 2223 nucleotides. Lineage: Eukaryota; Viridiplantae; Streptophyta; Magnoliopsida; Malpighiales; Linaceae. The record is from the annotation of a GenBank genome assembly.